AGGGUCCGACACCGAAGAAAAAAAAAAAAAAAUGGUGGUCCCUUUGGCAGCAUGAGGUCCCUGAGGAUGGAGAGGGGUAUUCAACGAGCCUUCAGGAGCUCAAGAUUCUGCAGGUGGUUCUCCAGCUGGAUCUCGCAACUGGGAAGGCACAGGCAUGCGGUCGGAUGUGGAGUCAAUGAGCAAUGUUUCCCAGGUGGGUAUGAGUCCUGCUCGGACAGUGGCUGGAGAUGAUGAACAAUUGACAGAGGAAUCGGUGGAGGAGGAGACCGCUGCUGUGGAGAGUUCCGCUAAGCCUGCAGAGGAGUCAGUGGGCGACAAGACUGCUUCUGGUCGCGACAUGGCACAGUCGCAGAAUGUACAUUUGCAGUCCUCGCCCGCUGCAGAUUUGCAUGCCUCAAGUAUGGCUUCUCUGGGCAAUGGCACGGACAAGAGGGGAGGCGAUGGAAGCAAUCGGAUCCCUACCGUCAACACGGUAACCCCCAAAUCCCAGCCGGCUACUGAAGGAUCUCGCCAAGUCACAGAACGUACAUCAAACUCGCAUGACAGAACAGUGAAAACCAGUCCUCAAGAUCUGAAUCGGCCCCGUCUCAAUUCGAGAAGUAGCAGGAUAGAGGCUCUUUUAAAUGAAACCUCUGAGGCGUCUGAAGAGAGGCCUCACGCUGGGUUCUCCUCGGCACGCCAGGCAGCGGUGGGGACAGAUAAAGAGUGGGGGUUGGAAGCGUUGUCGAGUGCAAAGUCGCUGCCGCCUGCCGAGAAAAGCAGCCGUCCACAUUCUGCAGUGGCCAAGAGGCGGAGAAGCUCGCCAAGCAAGUUGGUCUUUUUGGCGGAAUCGGCUCUCCACCCGGACGAAGACUAUGCCGCUGUCCGCAAUGUUCGUGCCGGUCCCGAUCAAGCUCAGCAGAAUUCAGAGUCUGGUGCUGGUGUGGCACCUGUGAAACCUACGCCCCCACCCGACAAUUCAAAGCCUGGUGCUGGUGUGGCACCUGUGAAACCUACGCCCCCACCCGACAAUUCAAAGCCUGGUGCUGGUGUGGCACCUGUGAAACCUACGCUCCCAUCCGGCCACAACCACACCAAUGCCCUGCUUAAGGAGGAGGAGCAGCAGCAGCAGCAGCAGAGCAAGUCGCCAGACGAGGAGGAGAGGGCGACUGCAAAGACUUCGCGCUCAAACCGAGAAAGUGGAACCUCAGGUGGUGGCGGGGAUGGCGACGCGGCACAUAACCAGGAUAUGGUGGAGCCUCACGAAAACCUCGAGAUAAAUCCCUCCCCAACUGCUGAGGCUGAUGCCGGUGGCAAUCACAAUGACAGUAAGGAUGAUGGCGGUGACGGUGAUGUUGAGAGUGAUGACGGUGGGGCAGCAGAUGAGGAUGAUGAGGAUGCUGACAACGCUGACGAUGACGACAGCCAAAAGGCAGACCAGAAGACGCCAUCAAAGGGGGCUAUUCCCGGUAAUCCCCCCACACCUGGGCGGGUGGUUGUCAAGCAGGGGAAGAGGGGCGGAGGAAAGGGAACAGCAUCCCAAGGUGGACAAAGCGGGAGAACUUCGGGUAAGAGAACAGCGAGACGUAGCAAUGCAUCUUCUCGAAAAAGUCGUCGCAAGGCGGAAAACAAAGAGGCAGCUGAGCUUGAGGGCAAGGAGGAUAGCCGCGAACCGGGUCGUCUGGUGGAUGAAGGUGCAACUUUCAGAGAUCCUAGCACCCGGAGGACAACCCAAAAGUCCUCCUCUCAAGGCACAGAAAGUACGACCGAAUCUGAGAGUGCUCCUCCUCACCGGCAACAGGAAGAAGAAUCUGGCAGUGAGAAGUCGUCACAAGAAGGAAGUGGAAGUCCCACAGGUUCCAGUAGAGAGGACAAAACUGAUUCGCAUAGCAACAGGAAAAAGAUGAGAAAAGACAAAAAGCCACCUGCUGUGAAGAAGGAAAGGACGUGGGGUAGAGCUGUCACUGAAGCAGAUAACUCGGCGGGCUACUCUCGACGUUUCAAGAAAUUCUUUUUCUAUUUGUAUUGAUUUGAUUAUUUGAGAAUGAUUUUUCUUGUUUUUCUAGAAUMAUAGAGUCUAUGGUAUAGAAAUAGAAAAAAAAAAAGAUUGUUGUCUAUUUUCUAUUAGAAUCAAUGAUGUGUUAAUCA
This is a messenger RNA of Chara braunii, 2127 nucleotides long. Lineage: Eukaryota; Viridiplantae; Streptophyta; Charophyceae; Charales; Characeae. The record is from the annotation of a GenBank genome assembly.